CCGUUGUCUCCCCCUGGUGGACGGUCUGCGGCAUCACCAGCGGUUACACUGGAGGAGAGCUGAACACGGGAGCGGUGGUGCUGUUGCACCGUGUGUGUUGAACUCUUUCUAUUUCUGUUUUCCCUGAAGACCCGGGGGUUUGUGGAAUAGGUUCGCAACACGAAGCGCUGCGGAAAAUGCUGGCGACAGGAGCAGCUGUAACCACGGCGCUGGCGCAGGUGGACAGAGAGAAGAUCUACCAGUGGAUCAACGAGCUGUCCAGCCCGGACACCCGGGAGAAUGCCCUCCUGGAGCUGAGCAAGAAGCGGGAGUCUGUGCCGGACCUGGCACCCAUGCUGUGGCACUCCUGUGGCACCAUCGCCGCCCUGCUGCAGGAAAUUGUCAACAUCUACCCAUCAAUCAACCCCCCCACGCUGACGGCACACCAGUCCAACAGAGUAUGCAAUGCCCUCGCACUCCUCCAGUGUGUGGCUUCACACCCAGAGACCAGGUCUGCUUUCCUGGCUGCACACAUCCCGCUCUUCUUGUACCCGUUCUUACAUACUGUGAGCAAAACACGGCCUUUUGAGUACCUCCGACUCACCAGUUUAGGGGUCAUAGGUGCUUUGGUGAAAACAGACGAGCAGGAGGUGAUCAACUUCCUGUUGACGACAGAGAUUAUUCCCCUGUGCCUUCGCAUCAUGGAGUCUGGCAGUGAGCUCUCUAAAACGGUUGCCACCUUCAUCCUACAGAAGAUUCUCCUGGACGACACGGGGCUGGCAUAUAUCUGUCAGACUUACGAGCGCUUCUCACACGUUGCUAUGAUUCUCGGCAAAAUGGUUCUCCAGCUUUCCAAAGAGCCUUCAGCGCGCCUGCUGAAGCACGUCGUUCGCUGCUACCUGCGCCUGUCCGACAACUCCAGAGCCAGAGAAGCCCUCCGGCAGUGCCUACCCGACCAGCUGAAAGACACCACCUUCGCCCAGGUCCUGAAGGACGACACCACCACCAAGCGCUGGCUGGCCCAGCUGGUGAAGAACCUGCAGGAGGGCCAGGUCACCGACCCCCGGGGCAUCCCGCUGCCCCCGCAGUGACUCCCUGCUCCUCAGCAGCCCCGACCGACACCGACAAGGACGGGCCGACAGAUGAUGAGCCGCUCGUGUUCGGGCUUGGACAGACUCAAAACAGCACUUGAUUUUCAUGUUUUUCAAAAACUUGUCAAGCAAAAGGCUCUCGCCUGUCUUCUCUUUGUGUUCAGACACGCAGGCAAAGCGCCGGUGCUCUGAGAUCAGCUGCUGACAGCUUUUGUCUCUGGUGCCAUUUCGUUCCCAUGGCUUCAAGGUUUCAAGGACAUUCACGUUUGUUGCCUUGCCAUGUGUUCAAUAAAUCGUUGCACAACAUGAAACAGCAUUUUCACUCUCGUGUUGUGUAUUACCUUUUUUUAGGUAAGAAAUGGGGGGGUUGUAAUGACUUGUGCAUCGUCUGUGCAUCUUAGAAACGGUGUCAAAAAUAGAAAAAAGAUAGGUCAAUUCUCAGAAAACGUUUCUCAAGCUGUGCUGGAGAAAACAAAGAACAAGGACAGAGCAUUUUAAAAGUUUGAGAUGUGCUCUGUGCUUAAUGUCAUGCCACCACAGGCAUUCAUUUUGCUAUC
This is a messenger RNA of Myripristis murdjan (pinecone soldierfish), 1627 nucleotides long. It is a transcript of the gene cnot9, whose product is annotated as CCR4-NOT transcription complex subunit 9. The coding region runs from base 177 to 1070 and encodes 297 amino acids. The transcript is spliced from 8 exons. The record is from RefSeq and is a predicted model, not a curated record. Gene Ontology annotation, cellular component: CCR4-NOT complex. NCBI's taxonomy places the organism in Eukaryota, Metazoa, Chordata, Actinopteri, Holocentriformes, Holocentridae. Gene Ontology annotation, biological process: mRNA catabolic process.